CAGAACAAACUCUCACAUUCACCUCAAGUUCUGAAUAUUCACUAUUAUAGGCCUAGCCGACACUGCGGCGUUGGAUAAAAGCCCUCGGAUAUUUACAGCUGUUUUUUUCUGCAGAAGGGAAUAAAACGCAGGAAUAUUUUCUCGACACAUCAAAUGGACUAAAACUGCAAAUUAAGUGAGAGUGGACGCCAGGACAUCAAGAAAGCAAGACUUCUCCGAGCAAUGUCCAACACAACAGGGCGAGGUCAUGGGGGUCUUAAUCAACUAGGUGGCAUGUUUGUGAAUGGACGGCCGCUUCCGGAAGUCAUCCGGCAGAGGAUUGUGGACAUGGCACACCAGGGCGUGCGACCCUGCGACAUCUCCCGCCAGCUGAGGGUCAGUCACGGCUGCGUCAGCAAGAUCCUGGGCAGGUACUACGAGACCGGCAGCAUUAAACCAGGAGUCAUUGGGGGAUCAAAGCCUAAAGUUGCAACUCCAAAAGUAGUGGAGAAGAUAGCCGACUACAAGCGCCAGAACCCCACGAUGUUUGCGUGGGAAAUCAGAGACAGACUUCUGGCAGAGGGCGUCUGUGACGGGGACACUGUACCCAGCGUCAGCUCCAUCAACAGAAUUAUUCGGACAAAAGUUCAGCAGCCUUUUAAUCUUCCUCUGGACACUAAAGGUCUGAGUCCUGGACACACACUGAUUCCCAGCUCAGCCGUCACCCCUCCAGAAUCUCCCCAGUCAGAUUCUCUGGGCUCCACCUACUCCAUCAGCGGCCUGCUGGGCAUACCGCAGACCAACAGCGACGGCAAGAGAAGCCAUGAUGACAGUGACCAGGAGAGCUGUCGGCACAGCGUGGAUUCACAGGGCAGCAGUGGUGCACCCAGAAAACAGUUAAGAACCGACCACUUUCCCUCUCAGCAUCUGGACUGCGGCUUUGAACGUCACCACUACAAUUCCGACGCGGGCGGGAAGACAGAACAGUCGCUGUACCCCUUCUCGCUCAUCAACGCCGGUUUAGAUGAUGGUAAAAAUCGAAACCUAACAGCACAUCAAGGUUACGCGGUGGUCGCAGAACCCCUACAGCCCCUCCCACUUUGUCUGAAACAGGAAAUGUCACGCGAGUUGAACGGCUCGAGCCCCUCCCCCAACAUCAUGGCUAAUUCCGCUUUCCUGGAGCUCACUUCCAUUUCCGCUCCCUCGUCAGUGUCCAUCGGUGCCAGCUGCACUAGUUCUGCCCAUUUAUCUCAUGGCUUCAACUCAUUGUCCCAUCAUGGCCCUGUGCACGGGCAGUUCAGCAGCUCGCCCUUCAUCGCAGGACGAGAUGUGACGAGCUCAAUGUUGCCCGGCUACCCACCACACAUUCCCUCUGCCGCUCAGACGGGUUUCUCGGCGUCCACCAUCACAGGGAUGGUCGCAGGUCCAGAGUACACGGGCCAGAGCUACAGUCACCCAUCAUACACCUCCUACAGUGACGCGUGGAGAUUCACCAACUCAACUAUAUUAGGUUCUCCAUAUUACUACAGCUCUGCCUCGAGAGCCGCACCUUCGUCCACCGCAUACGACCAUCUCUAGUGAGAGAAAACCGCUUCAAACCCAUGAAGAAAAGAAAGGACAUUUAGUUUUUUACAAUGGAGCGAAGAAAAAGAAAAUCAUAAGGCGUGUGAAGCAAGCGAGCAUAUUCACGGACGAUACCUUUUGUUGCCUGUAAAAAUAUUUAUUUUCUGUGUUCACAACCGGUUUGAAGGCGAUUUACAAACCACACAAGUUUACAUUUUGAUCAAGUAGACAAAUCCCAGUCACUAAGUAUUUAUAGUUCUGAUAGCCAAAGACUGUAGCAAACUGUUUUAUACAUUCAUGAACAGGCGUGUUAUUUUUAUCACAGAUUAUGUUUAGCAAGUGUCACACUAACCCUGGAUAAAUAACCGAUACAAAAUAAAAAAGGAAUCUUCUGAGCAGGUAUUUUAAAGGAAAUGAGCACUUUUUCAGCCAUUUACACGUCCGAUAUGUAAAUGAAAUAUAAAGCACAAUGUUUACUUUUAAAUGAUGAUAUUAUUGUCUUACACGUGCCCAUUUGAACAUUAAUUGUCCAAGCAAACGAAUGGAUUAUCAUACAACACAUGUAAAAGCUGGUACUGGUUUUGAUAAAAAGAAAAAAAACAAUGCCGAAAAGAUAAAACCCCAUUAAACACGAAACGUCUUUAUUUUACACUUGAUAAAUAAAGCUGUCGGGAUUCAUGUCGUUUUAAAAUGUGUGUCUCCAGUUCCAUUGUCAUGCUUUGAUUUUUGUGAUUGGACGAGAGAUUUACAGCUAAAGUUUUAUUGUAAUGUCAAUUAUAUUAAAUGAAUAAUUUCUACAGAAUUAUUUUCAUUAAAUAAAGCAUGACAAAAGUCCAAUGCCUCGUCUUCCUCAAUUAGUCUUGCACAAAAAUACGAAAUCUAUCAUAUUUGCUCAGACUGAAGUGAUUUAUAUAGGCCUAACUUUAUAAACUGCGUGGAUGAUUAUUCUUCAUUUCAUUUGUGUCAAUCAUCAUUCAUAUUUAUACGACUAAUAUCAUUGCAGAUCACGACGGCGUUUCUUCCUGUCGAAAAACGUAUUAUGAGGCAUUUUUUCGCAAGUCAGCAGUUCAACAGUACACACACGAAAGGGACAAAAGCAAUGAUCCUGAAAACAUGCGCAUCUGUUUAAUUUCCUCUUUUAUUUUCUGCAUCGCGUACUUUUAUUCGCAAUUAUUUUUCGACUCUUUAUAAUGGCGCUUUAACGAGCUCGCGGACCACCUGCAUCCACUGCGCGUGAUGAAUUACACAACAAACCUGUCCACCACGAUAUCAACAUUAUCAUAUUGCAUAUAGGUAUAAUAACUUUAAAAACAUUUAGAAUACAUCAUAUCACAAUAAAAUAACAACUUGUUUUCUUUGAUUUUACAGUUUAUCAUAAAAAAUAUUGGUAACACUUUAUUUUACGGUGCCCUUGUUACGCAUGUUACAUGUAUUUACUAUAGUAUUUACUAUAAAUUAUGCAUAAUUACAUGUAACUAACCCCCAAACCCUAAUCCUAACCCUAACCCUAUAGUAAGUACAUGUAGUUGCUUUUUAUUACUCAGUUCUUAAAUGUAUAAUUACACUGUAACACGGGCACUGUAAAAUAAAGUGUAACCAAAAUAUUUACAUUUUUGUUUUACAUGUAACAUUUUUAUCAUUGGAAUACUGCUGCACAACAUAACCAAUUAUUAAAAAACCUCCGCAUUACACACAACAACACUGUAAAAAUGUCAAUAAAAUGUUUUAGGUUUAGGUUAGGGUUCAUUCAAAUUGGAUUUUUCAACUUACAAUGACAAUUUACAUGUUGUCUAGGUGAUUACUUAGUGGUAACUGUAACUUAAGCAACUAAAACAAGCUGAAAUGGCUUAAAAGUAAAAUAAUAUGUUGACAUGACUUUUUUUACAGUGAAUAAACCCAAAGAUCUACAGUAUCUUUACCUAUGAGUUUUUGACAAGCUUCAGCUGAUGACAUAUUCUUAAUAAAACUUAAUAAACUAAACACAUGUUGCAUGCUUAACAAUUAUUUCAACAAUGUUUGCAAAGGGAAUUUGAGUAAGCAUGUGCUACACGGGUGUUCUUUUUUCAUGAAACAUGAAUUAUCUGUAUUGUCCCAGUCUUUGAAAAGUGGAGAAGAUCCUCUUUCCUUGUGUUUGUGUGUCAUGUCAAACUGUUACACAAGUCCACUCGGC
This is a messenger RNA of Triplophysa rosa, 3712 nucleotides long. RefSeq names its product paired box 8 (gene pax8). Gene Ontology annotation, biological process: regulation of transcription by RNA polymerase II; anatomical structure development. The coding region runs from base 223 to 1557 and encodes 444 amino acids. The record is from RefSeq and is a predicted model, not a curated record. Gene Ontology annotation, molecular function: DNA-binding transcription factor activity, RNA polymerase II-specific; RNA polymerase II cis-regulatory region sequence-specific DNA binding. NCBI's taxonomy places the organism in Eukaryota, Metazoa, Chordata, Actinopteri, Cypriniformes, Nemacheilidae. The transcript has 12 exons.